AUGGUAAGGAAUCUCUUGCGAUACCAUCUGUAUGCGACGCCCACGUUCCUUUGUCUCCGGCGUUGGGAUGAAUCGUGCAAAAUACCCACUGAGCGUCGGCUGGGAGAGGGCGGUUCUUCUUCUAUUCUUUCGCGACUCACGUUUCGGCAGCCGCGGCCGCCCCCUGUGGACAGCCAAGUUUCGUGGAUUGCGCGUUCUCUCUCGACUCGCGGCGACGGACUCCAGCCCCUGGCGCAGAGCUUCUUGAAUGUGCAACCAGCGCAGCGCUUCUGUCGUCUAGGCGGAAGGAUGCUUCUCUUGAAAAAGCCGCAGGAGGUGGUUAGCAGUGCCCCCGGCGGCUCCGGUGGCGUUCAGCGGCUGUGCCGGCGAGGGCAGCCCGGCGCAGUGGAGGACGCGACCCCGCGUGGGUAUCUCGAAGAUAUGACGCCUCAUCGCCCCGCGUCUCCGUCGCCCUCAGUGGAGGCGCCGCCUCACGCGGCCGCCACUGAGGACGCGACCGGCAGGGAAGAACUUUGCGGCAGACCCCGGUCCGCUUCACUUCUUUCCGCCGAGGCAGACGAAGGCGAAGCGAACAAGUUCCUCUGUACAGCAGAUCGCGAGAAAAAACCUGCUCCUCGGCCGCCGACCAACAGGUCGAGCGCUUGCGCAAAGCGCGAGACUUCGGACGGUGUGGUGGAGAACAGCCAAACGGAACGGCCUCUGGAGGCCGCAGCACCACGCUGUUCAUCCUCGCCGCCGACUUCUUCGCAGUCUCCUCUCCUCUCCAAGGGUACCCGCGAGGCACCGGCAGCAUCGUGCGGCUCCCCUCCGUCGUCUACCUUAUCUCCUGCUCUAGCGUCUGGCGCAUCGCCCUCUGUUCCGCCUUCACCUCCGUCGUGGUCUCCGUUGUCGUCUUCGUCUGGUGCUUCUAGGUCGUCUUCAUCCCCGUCAGCGGUGCUCUGCUAUGCUGCCGAGCCGCGCCCGUCGUCUGGACCGCAGCUCCCACAGCGGGAACUGGUUUCUUCUGUCGCAUCUCACUCUACCCCGGACUGCGAAGCGCGUGCAAGCAGUGUGGAGGCACAGCCCGCCUCCGGGUCUCCGUGGAAUUCGUCAACGUCGCCAUCUUCUUCUCUCUGUUCUCCAUGCCAGCGGGGGUGCCCGAAGUCAAAUCCUGCGUCGUCUUCUGCCGUUGGCCGUGAAGAAAGAGGUAUCUCAGAGGAGGGCACCACGAGGCCGCGCGCCUCUUCGUUCCCGUUGUCCUCUUCGUCUUCGAUUUCCGGUUCGCCUCGCAGUCCACAGUCUUGUGCGAAAGGGGCAGCUCCGCAGAGUACAGACUCAGCCUCUUGUCGUGUGCCCUCCUCCACCGUGUCAAGCCUCUCAGCUUCCUCUGCGUCGCCGAGCGUGUCGCUCCCCUCAUCGCCGGCCUCGUCUGCGACGCAACCCAGCCGCGAAGAUUCCAGCGUGGCUUCUGCGUCCAACCCUACUCUUGACGGCAACUCAAUUGUUGGAAGCUGCAACGAAGUGGGAACACGAGAGAAGCCUCGUGAGCAGCCGUCCGCCUCUCGAUCUGUAUCUGCCGCUAGUUCAUUGUCGUCGUCCUCGUCACUCCGGUCUCAGUCAACCACUGACAGGCCACCGUGUGCAGCGGACGCUGCAUCAGCGUGCUCGGCGUCUGUGUCGUCAGACGUAAAUGAAAUUGCGAACCCUUCGUCUCUGCCUCCGCAGACUCUCCCUCAAAAGAGUUGCGGAGAGCCCGACGCUUUGACUGGCGCAUGCAGACAAAACCAAGACAGGGUCUCGGCUGGAAGGCCGUGCGCAGGCGCAGGCUCCGGAUCGGAAGAUCAGGAGGAGACCUCCGCCAGACGUGAAGAAGACAGACUGACCGAUUCGCCGUCUCCAUUUGACUUCUUCCCUCCGCGGCCGUCCCCGUUCGCAUGCACAGUGUCGCAGCAGGCUGAGAUGUUCCUGCAACUCUUGACAGGUUUAGCGAGGCUUCGCGCUUCAUUCUGGCGAUCGCCCAAGCGUUCGCACGCCUUCUCGUUCCACGUCUUCCAGAUACAGAACGCACAGACCGAUAAGGACCUCAGUCCAUACCGAGAAAUUUUUGAGACCCUUUUUGUGUCUCUCGGCCUGUCGCUGGCGCACACUCCGCCGGUCCCUCAUCUGGCAGACUGGGUACUUCUCAAGAAUCUUCCCUCCGACAAAGAGGCAGCGGAGGCACAGCAGGACAAACAAGAUGUGCGCACGCGGAAAGAGCGGGUGCAGGGCGUUGGCGAAGACAAGGCGUCUAGCGUCUGCGGGCGCUCUCUUUCGGUGAGGAGGCAGAACCGCGGAGUCAGAAAAGCUCUCAAAGAAACGGGUUGUUCACCUGCUUCCACGAAAGACUUUCCGGGCGUCGCGGCUGUCGCAGACUUAGCGGACGUCGCGGGGCCCUCCCCAUUUGCAGGCGAGGGCACUGAGGGACUGCGAUCCUCCGUCUCGCUCUCCGGCGAAGCACAGGAUGAGCGCAAAUAUAGCGCGAUCACAGAGGCGGUGAAGCAAGACGGCGGCUUGGUUCUCGGGCAUACGCUGGAGGAUGUUUACGACGCGUUGGACCGCUUGUUUGUUAACGCAAAAGACUUGCAUGAAUUUUAUCUGACGCCGACAUUCCCUGAGAGCCUCUUCGAAGCUCCCCCCAUCACAUCCACAGAGACCAACCGCGGACCACUGCCCACCAGAUCGGCUACAUCCGCCGCUUUCGCGACAGAUCGUGGCGGACUGCCCCUUCUCUCGCGCUUGCGCUCAGGAAGUUUGGGUGAUCUGGAGAAGCGGGCGGCGGCGGUGGCGGCUGUGGGACGUGGAGGGGCAGCCGGCGCGGCAUCUCUCUCGUCCCGCCUCAGCGGCUUCGUGCCGCAGCCCUACGGCACCCGCAGCUUUUCCCGACCUGGGGCUGUGCCUGCUCUUUCGCAUCCCGACCAGGGUCUUAGGUUCUUCUUGUAUUCGGAGGGGUUAGUGGGGAGACGAGAAGGGGACGCAGGGGCCUCCGCGGUAUUUUCGCCGAACCUCCACCCAGAUGGUGUUGGGCAAAGUGUGGGAGUGGACCCGUCAGUAUCGCCCGUGACUGUUCAUUCAGCAGUACCACAUCUUGUGUCGCCCGCGUGCGCGGUGCAUGCCGGCUCUCUUGCGCUCUCCGCGACGGCGAAUCUCCCUCAGUCCCGCGCGUGUCUUCCUCAAGACGCGGCCGGCGCGCCUGGUGCAGAAAGUGCAUUUGGCGCUCAGGCGGUCUCGGCGCUGCCUCCAAGUUUCUUUCCGGCGUCCGGCUGCUUUCUGCCGACACGUGGAGCGUCCUUCUUUCGAGGCGGGCGAACGUUGGUGCAUGGCGGCGUGUCGGCGAGCGGGCAGACGCUGGGUUCCGUCGCCGAGACGCCGGGCGACGCGUUGGCGCCAGACGCGGAAAAUGCUGCAGCGUCUAAUGUCUCUUCAAGUGUGUCUAACUCUCCCCUGUUCCAGUUUGGAUUUGCGCGAGCAGCCGGUGCACCUCCUACGCUGCCUGCGGUCCACGCCCCGCCUCACAAAGACCCACCUGGAGACGGUCUCUCCGACGGAGACAGAGGGAACAAAGGCGCCGCAAGUUGGUCGCCGCCUGCGGACGGCGCUUCAGCGGACGCGCAGCAGGCGAGGGGGGGUGUAGCCCCAGUUGUGUUGAAGCACGGUGGAUCGAAAGGGGGCCCUCCGGCGGCCGCGUCUGGCUCGUGCUGCGGCCUGACGUCUUUGAAAGCUGCUUCUGCGGCGACUCCGGGAGCGUUCAGCGCGGGACUUUCCCACGGGACUGCGCGACGCGUGAUGCCGCAGCCGCUCUCUGCGCAGCCGGGUUCGUUGGCGUCUCCGGGGUCGGACCCGAGUUCGCAUGCGCCUGGGAGGUCGGCAGAUGACCAAGACGGCGAUCGUCUCUCCGGGGCCCCUGCGGAUGCCUCUUCUGCGUCGCCACUAGUAGAGAAACACUCGCAAAGUGCACAGACCUCGUCUGGAGCCUCGUCCUCAUCUUCAGGGUCAGCAGCUCCACAAGACGGACAGAAAGCUGGGUCGAAUCCACUCGUGGUAGAAAAAGACCAAGCACCUUCCCUUGGUGGCGAUGCGGCUGCAGGAAGUCGCGGGGAUGCUGCAUGCGGGAGGCCUGGCGCGGCCUCGGCGGUAUCCCCUUCUGGUUCUCCGUUCCCUUCAUCUGCUCUUCCUGUCGCCAUCUCCCUUACCCCUUUCCAACUGCAAAAGCUGCAGCUGCAUCCAGGAAAUCUGGCUCUCCUGACGCACCUUGCGCUGCCUUCAUCUUCCUCCACGCUUGUCCAACAAGCGGCUGGCUCUUUGCCUCUUCUUGUCGCGACGAACGGGAAUAGCGUCCCCCUCUCGCACCUCCCUGGCGCUUCCAGCACGCAGACGCCUGCCAGCGGUGCGUCUGGCUUCCCGGUGUCUCCAUCCCCAACAGGCGACGGUGCUGCUGCCCUGUUCCCCACUCCUCAGGUGCAGGGAAACAAAGCUGUGGGCACGCACCCAUCGCCGUUCCUUAUGCAGACUCUGUCAGGUUUUUCGGGCGCCGGCAACGUGUCGCCUCCGCUCCGGACGCAGGUAUCUCCCUCUGGUCAGCUGCUCCUCUCUUACGCUGUCCCGACAGCUGCAGGCGGAGCCGCCGGUCUGCGGAGCGCGGCAGUCACGGGGGCGCCUUGUGGCGCGGGGGGGGUGUUGCCAGCUUCGGCGUCGGCAAGUGGGGUGGUGGGGCCUGGCGGCUUGAAGUGCGGCUCUUUGGGGGUGCCCGUUCUUCGUUUUCCUGCUGCAGCGGCGCUGACGGCGUCUGGGUCUGGCGCUGGCGGAGACACAGCCGAGCUCGCCCAACGAGCUGGCUCCGAGUCUCUGCUGUGUCUGCUUGGGGGUCAGGGCGCGACGCCUGCUGGGACUGGGGGAGCAUUACCCAUGCCGCUGCCUGCAGUCCCUGUCGCAGCGGAGCCUGUGGAGCCGGGCGUAUCCGCUUUCCCUGGAAGCGCUGGCGGUCUCGCCGCCGCACCGGCCGACGAGGCGAUGGCCUCGCAGGCGGGCGCGGGGGGGGCUCCGUCGAAGGGCGGCGAGGAGUCAGGAGGGAAGGACUCGGGUUCGGUCGAUGUGCCAGCUUCGCGUUCGUCUCCAUUUCCCCUCUUCCAGCUGUUUCGGAACGGCUGGUGGGCGACCCCCAUUCCUCCAGAAGAUCCGCCGCUCAGCAGGGACGAGACGGAGGCCCUUUUGCCGUUUCUUCCUUCAGUCCCCGCUGUCGUCUAUUGUAAAGAGCAACACUGCUUCUUUGCGCUGUGGCGCAUGAAGGACGGCGUCGUGCAGCGGCGGCGGUGUGAGUGCAGCCUUCUCGGCGUUCGAGAGGCGCAUCGCCAGGCCGUUCAAACGGUUUGCCGAUUGACGCGGCGGCCUCCGGGUGUUGUGUACGACUGCAAGAGUGGGAAAUGGUCGGUCUGCGUCACUCGCCAUAACGGGCGUCAUCGCGCAUCUUUUUCUGUCAAGAAGUUCGGAUUCGAAGGCGCCCACGAAAAGGCCAUGGAUUGGUACGAGGCGAAGCGAGUUCAGCUGGGACUUCAUGACAAUCCAACAUGCGCAGAGGUCGCAGACUUUGAGGCAGACGUAAAAGCGAACCCCUCAGCGCUGUUCGAUGUGGUAAGGAAAGCCCUCGACGCGGCUCCGCCUGCGCAGCCCGUACGCGCCGGUGCAGCACAACGACAAGGGGAAAAGGAUGAAGAUAAGAAGCGGAAGGAUUCGACAAAAGCUGGCAACGCUGAGGCAACUGCAAGAUCUCCUGGAUCAGCUGCGCCCAGCGUGGAAAUUGUCCCAGUGGCAGAUUCAGAGUCCAAAAUUGCGCGGCUCCCGUUGGUGUUGACGGCAUCUGCGGCUGUCCUCCCGUCGUCGAGUGCAGAGGCAGGCGGAAGUGUGGUAGCGGACCGUGGAAACCGGAGCAAUGCAAAGACGCUUCCGCAUGAAAAGCUAGGAGUGAAAGAUGAGGAGUCGCAAAGCAACGAAGCAGCAUGCAACAAAGGUGCCUGUGAACUGUCUGUGUCACUGAGAGAGCCCAGUCCGGCAUCGCAGCAGGGAGGCUGCGCUCCUGCCGUCGCACGCGAUAAAGGUCUUGAGGCGGAAAGCCAUGCAGAGGUGGAUCCGGCACACAACGGACCAGAGGAACAGAGCUCUGGCACGCCCGCUGUCUGUUUUUCUGGAUCUGUUGGGGGUGAGCCUUUGACUCUGUGUGCAUCGCUUCAGUCUUCAACAAGUUCUGCUAGUCUCUCCGUUUCUCAGUCGGCGGGCUCGGGUUCUGCGCGUUCCGCCUCUCCCCUUGCAUCCGUGCCCAGAGCCUCCUCGUCUUCAGUCGGUUCGCCGGAUUCUCCUCAAGGUGCAGCAGUGGCCUCCGCCUCGGGUUCAUCAGCCGCCCCCUUCUCCGAGCCUCUCGAGCCAGCACGCUCAGGAAAUGUGUCGGGGCGAAGCACGAGACACGCGUCUCUAGGGGGUGUACUGGCAACCCCAGAGUCUGCAACUGCGUCUGAGGUGAAGGGUUCACGCGAUUCGCCCACGGGAGUGUCCGGUGUGGCUCCCUUGGAUAAGGACGCCGCACAGCCAUCGUCUGGCUCCGCAACAACUGCGUCAGAUACCGACGCCACGGUAAUCGCCACAAAGGCUAUGCUGAAUGGCGGCGGAGCGACGGUGCCUUUGUCUUCGGCCGACGUGUCUGAAAAAAUGUCGCCUUUGGCAGAGCGUGAAGAAGGCGCGAGUGCAUGCGCAGAGCCUGCUCAGGCGGAGGGGAGCUUACCCACCGUCUCGGGAUCAUCUGAUGUGGCGCCGCUUUCAACUGCCGCCGUCAGUCAUGAAGAAAACGCACUUUUUCACUAUGCACAUGCAACGCUGCCGUCUUCGUUGCUCCCCCAUUCUCUGCCGCCAAUCCGAGGCAUGUCUCCCCCGUCCACGCCUGCGGCGCCCUGUGGCGCCGAUGCCAGCUGGAAAGACUCCGAGGGACUGAGUUUUUUCAAAGCGGUUGUGGAGAAUGAGGAAGACAAGAAGGGAGAGACGGGAUGCGAAGCGAAGAGUGCUGCGGUAAACACUGUUCAUGGACCAAAACCAGCAGAGGAGAACGAGGAGGGCACUCAAGGCGAGGAGGCUCGGACUAAGCCUAUGGCAGGGCUAACUGUGAAGGAACUGUGCGCCUUGACGGCUUCGUCACCAGUCUCCUAA
Besnoitia besnoiti is the source of this 7203-nucleotide messenger RNA. RefSeq names its product AP2 domain transcription factor AP2VIIa-5. Gene Ontology annotation, molecular function: DNA-binding transcription factor activity. The coding region runs from base 1 to 7203 and encodes 2400 amino acids. Lineage: Eukaryota; Apicomplexa; Conoidasida; Eucoccidiorida; Sarcocystidae. The record is from RefSeq and is a predicted model, not a curated record. The transcript has 6 exons. Gene Ontology annotation, biological process: regulation of DNA-templated transcription.